GUCUGCGACGUCCCCGGGACUUUCAGGGGACCCAUACAAAAAAACGUCAUGGGGACGUUCCCUUGCGACAUCCUGAUAACAUUCGGGGACGUUCAGGGGACGUCCUGGGGACGUCAUUUUGUUAGCUGGGUAAACACAGAUAUAGCAAUACAACCAACACAUAAAACAAGCAUAUUAAAAGCAAUUAAAACAGAGUGCACAACUUUCCUAGUAAGAAGGCUAGAUAUUUUUCAAGCCUUACGCAUUCAGUCGGUCGGCAAUUGUCUGCCAGGCUUUUCUCUCUGUUUAAUAACAACAGCCGUAUUUCUGUUUUUACAUAUUAUAUGCUUCACUAUGCUUCAAUUUCCGUAAUUAGUUGCUGCUUAGCGGGUGAAAAUAACGCGUAUUCUCCGUGAUAAGGUGCGUAAGGUGCACUUGUCCCAACUAUGUAGCCUACAUCUGCAUUGACAUUGCUUCACCUUCUCAUCCUGGUUUGGCAAACGUGCAACCGAAUAAGCCGUGAUGAGCGGAUCACACUAAGUCCAGCUGCGCUUUUUCAGUUAUCCUGGAUUUCUUUAUUCCAGUGGUUCUCAACCGGGGGUACGCGUACCCCUGGGCAGGCCCGAAACGGAAACGCAUGAGGCCCUUUUUACAGGUUUGAAUACACAUGUGCGCGUCUUUUUGCAAAUCAGUGUACAAAGUCUUUUACCACACUCUUUACAUCUAAACUGAGCGCACGUUCGUUUUCUAUGCUAAGGAUGGCCAGACCUGACAGCCUCUCCUGUGACAUGGAGUUUCUGAGAUAUGUUUUGAUCACUUUCAGCUUGGAAAAUGACCUUUCAGCGCUUGCGACAGUAAUGGGUAUUGUCAGAAAUAAUUUGAUGGCCGUGGCUACAUCAGGCACACUUGAUAGUAUGGAGUUGUGUUUUAUUAUUAGCGUGUUCGCUAAAUCAUAAAUUGAGCCACUUUUUAUUUCCCUGAUGGCGAACUCUAACGCGUGUCUUAAGGCGAGCACCUGGGGCCUCAUUUAUAAAGCUUGCGUACGCCCAGAAGAGGGCGCACGCCAAUUUCUAAGCAAAUAUUGGGAUUUAUAAAAACCAAACUUGACGGGAAGAGUGCGGUCCUCCACGCAAGCUCUGACCCAUGCGUACGCACAGAAAGUGGAGAAAGGAAAAACGGCGACGCCGUUGGCAGAAGAAUGAAACGCGGAAACAUUUUGAAACUGAGACCAAUGUGUAAAAUAAAUCAAAUUAUUGCCUCUGAUUAGGCCUAAUCAUAUUAAGAAUUCUCAAAAGCCAUUCUUACAAUUAAUACACAAACACCUGUUUCAUAGAUUCUCUAUGCAGUGCGGGGGGAAAAUAAAGAAAACUAGUAGUCUAUCAUAAAUUCAUAUAAAUAUAUAUUUGCAAAUAAAACCAUGUUCUGUAAUUAUUAAACAAAAUGUGCAUGUUAUGGAAUUUAUUCUCAUAAAUAAUAAGGCGAUAAGGACAAGUUUACACGGAUGCUUUUUCUCGAGGCUUCCGUCUGGCGAUAGGAGCACAUAGCGCUUAUCGUUUGUUUUAAAUGUCUGUUUUUUGUAGCCUAAAUCGUGUUCAAAUCAGGGAGUUGAAUUAUGAUUAUACAUGCUUGUUGUGCAACACCAUUUGUUGUUUCCAUAAUUUACGAAUUAGAUGAACUCCCACACCUGUAGCAUGUUAGGUUCAAUCAAAUGGAUGGGUAUAAAAAGGCAUGCCAGCACAAUGCGUAAUGACGCAAAAUGGCUGAAUUGGCUUUUUUUGAAGACGUUGCUCGACAGAGAAUAAGGAGGGAGAGAAUUUUUAGAGAGCACACACACUUGCUGGCUAAUGGGGACGAGUGGCUGAUAAGCAGAUUCAGACUGCCGCGCGCUGUCCUGCUCGAGCUGUGCGCGGUGUUGGGCCCAGCUUUGGCGAGGAACACCCGGCGCAAUAACGCAGUGCCAGUCCCACUUCAAGUUCUGACCACACUGGGUUUUCUGGCAACCGGCACUUUUCAGAGGGAGUUGGCUGACAGGUCGGGGAUAUCUCAGCCAACCCUCAGCCGUGUUAUGCCAGACGUGUUAGGAGGAAUUGUAAGUUUGACACAUCUUUACAUCAAGUUUCCUUACACGGUGGCUGAACAGGCAAACAAAAAAGCGCAAUUUGCAGCAAUGUCCGGUUUCCCAAAUGUAAUCGGUGCCAUUGACUGCACUCAUGUUGCUAUAAGGGCGCCGAGUAUGAAUGAAAAUGCUUUCGUUAAUCGAAAGCAUUUUCAUUCAAUAAAUGUCCAAGUCAUUUGUGAUGCGGACAUGUUACUCGUAAAUGUUGUAGCUCGGUGGCCUGGGUCAACCCAUGACUCAUUCAUUCUGAGACAAAGCAGUGUUGGUCGGAGACUUGAGGCUGGGGCUGUGCGUGAUGGCUGGAUUCUGGGGGACAGUGGGUAUCCACUGAAGCAGUGGCUGCUCACGCCUUUCGCCAACCCCCAGAGCGCGGAGGAAAGGCAGUAUUACAUCAGCCAUACCCAGACACGGUCUGUGGUGGAGCGCACCAUAGGCCUGUUUAAAGGCAGAUGGGGGUGCCUAGACCGCACUGGAGGGAUGCUUUUAUAUAGACCGGAGAAGGUGUGCCAGAUGGUACGUGCAUGUGCUGUGCUACAUAAUAUUGCACAACUGCAAAAUGUGCCUCUACCCCCUGGAGCGGAAGCUGCAUGUGUUCGACCCGACCCCCAGCCCCAGGCAUUUCAGCCAAACGGUGCGGCUGUGCGCCAGCGUUUGGCUGUGAUGCGGCGGUUGUGAAAACACCAAACAAGUUUCCCUCUGCAUGGCAAGGACUGCGUCGGUGAGGACACGCCCGCUGCUGGAUGGAGAUGGAGACGGAGACGGAGAGGCACGUGGAGGUUCAGCUGCAACACCCUCUCCACUGGAACAUGCAGCAACUAAAAAAAAAGGGAUUUGUGUAAAUAAAGUGUUUUGUACAUACACGAGUGACUUGAAUGCAUUUAUUUUACUCAUUCCAUAAAAGCAAUUGCAAAUAAGCCUACAUACCCAUUUCAUCUGCUGGCACGUCGGUGUCCCCCUCCGCCUCUGUCACCACUCCGCUCAAGAGGGACUUGCCGAUGAUGCCUGCCAGCCUCUCAUCAAGAGGGGUCAGUUCCGGCGUCCCCUUUCCCCCGCCCGUGGCAGACACGCUCUGGCGAUGGUGCGCCAGGCGCUUUUUGGCCUCGACUUUAAUGUCUGACCAUUUUUUUUUCAGUUCGGCCACAGUCCGAUCUUCUGAUGCAGUGGCAUUCACUGCCUCAGCAAGAGUUUGCCACUCCAAAGUUUUUUUUGGCAUUAGUGACUCCCAUACUGUGCCCUCCAAACAAUCUUUUUUCUUUUCUCCACCUCCCCAACCAAAACUUCGAUCUCGCAGUCUAAGAAAUUUCUUUUUUUUGUUUUUUUUCCUGCGCUUGCCAUGUUUCUUUCUCUGCUGGCCCAGAA
Messenger RNA from Hypomesus transpacificus, 3454 nucleotides. RefSeq names its product putative nuclease HARBI1. The record is from RefSeq and is a predicted model, not a curated record. Bases 1736 to 2770 code for a protein of 344 amino acids. The transcript has 3 exons. Lineage: Eukaryota; Metazoa; Chordata; Actinopteri; Osmeriformes; Osmeridae.